GCUGCCUCGGCCAAUCGGGGGAGGCAGGACAAGUAGCCGAGGUCCGGCGGCCAAUCAGGAGAGGCGUUGAUCUCGUCCCGUAGUGCUGCCGGACUCCGGCUUGGAUACGAGAGGGCUCCGGGUCUAGGUUGCCACCAGGGAAAGGAGCGGAGGUGCGGGCCCCGCAGGGAGGCCCGGGCCGGGGCUACCACCGUUGCCGCAGCUGCGGCCGCCACCCGCCUGGGUCUUGGCCUUGACGUCACCGCUAGCCCUGCCGGGGGUCGCGCAUGCGCACUGGACCACAUGGAGCAGGCUGGCUCCUCUGCGUGCCCCGAGUCCCAGGAGCCUGAAGAGCCGGGGGAGCACUUUCUCUACUUCGCUUAUGGCAGCAACCUGCUCAAGGAGCGCCUGCAGUUGCGGAACCCCUCGGCUGAGUUCUGCUGCGUGGCCCGACUGCAGGAUUUCAGACUCGACUUUGGGAACUAUCAGGGCGAGACGAGCACCUCGUGGCAUGGGGGCAUCGCCACCAUCGUAUCCAGCCCGGGGGAUGGCGUGUGGGGCGUCGUGUGGAAGAUGCACGCCCGGAACCGGAGUUCCCUAGACAAGCAGGAAGGCGUCAGCAGCGGCACCUACGUGCCCAUCCAGGUGGACGUGCGCAGUCUCGAAGGGGACGUCCUGACCUGCCGCAGCUACCAGAUGCGCGACUACGUGCCGGCGCCGCCCUCGCCACAGUAUAAAACGGUCAUCUGCAAGGGGGCCAGACAGAACGGGCUGCCUCCGGAUUACCAGAGGAAGCUCGAGGACAUCGAGACCAACGACUACAAGGGGCCAGUGACGGUCCUCCAGGAGAUCGAAGCCGUCAUCCAUGAGAAGCUCUAGCGGAGCAUCCCUAAGCCGAGGGUGUGCUGCCAUCAUCUCCGGCUCUCCGGCCACUUGUGCGUUUUCUUUUUAUUUGAUGGGGCACCUCCUCCCCCCUCAUCUGUGUCCAGGUGCCCUCGCUGCAUUGGUGCCAGUCUCUGAUAUGCCGCUGCUCCUCCGAGCUUUCUGCAAGGACGGGGGAGACAGUCGGCCAUGAAAGUCGUGAGAUGCCAAAGAACUGGACCUGGGACAGCUAGGCAGCUCGGGGGAUGAGAGGGGAGCCAGGGAGGGGGAGGUCCCAGCUUCAAAUCUGGCCUCAGUCGCUUCCUAGCCAGGGACCAGGGAAGUCACGGAACCCCAGCAGCCUGCCCUUCUGCCUUGGAACUGACAGUUAGUGGGAUUCCGAGCUGGGGGAAGGGUUAAAAAAAAGAAUUGUUCCUCAAAAUCCUCUUUGGACGGCCAUGAUUUAGUAGUGGCCCCACAAGAAGGGGACAGACAGACAGACAGCCUUUCCUGGAAAAGGUGUGCUGGGGCCACUUUUCCUUGUGAGAUUGCUUUAGUAGACAAUCGUUUUGACAAUAAAAUAAAUGUGAAUGCUCUGCUGGAA
Molecule: messenger RNA, 1444 nt
Organism: Gracilinanus agilis (Agile Gracile Mouse Opossum)
Lineage: Eukaryota; Metazoa; Chordata; Mammalia; Didelphimorphia; Didelphidae
Gene: GGCT
Product: gamma-glutamylcyclotransferase
Exons: 4
Coding region: 283-858 (191 amino acids)
Molecular function (GO): gamma-glutamylcyclotransferase activity
Source: RefSeq, a predicted model, not a curated record